Aquila chrysaetos chrysaetos is the source of this 4798-nucleotide messenger RNA. Its product is annotated as rho-related GTP-binding protein RhoG-like. Lineage: Eukaryota; Metazoa; Chordata; Aves; Accipitriformes; Accipitridae. Gene Ontology annotation, biological process: small GTPase-mediated signal transduction; regulation of cell shape; establishment or maintenance of cell polarity. Gene Ontology annotation, cellular component: cell cortex; cytoplasmic vesicle; cytoskeleton. The record is from RefSeq and is a predicted model, not a curated record. Gene Ontology annotation, molecular function: GTP binding; GTPase activity; protein kinase binding. The coding region runs from base 273 to 848 and encodes 191 amino acids. The transcript has 5 exons.
GCGCGGCAGGGGCGGGCGCCGGGGUGCGGCCGGGUGGAGGGUCUGCCGCCGCCCCGGGAGCAGCGGCCGGCGGCGGUGCGGGAGCCAACAGUAAUGAAUAAGGCCUUGCCAGAAUCUCUAAAAGGUAAAUGGCAGGACAGAAAGCAGUGUGAAAACUUUGAACGGCACUGAGAAGUCCAACCCUGUUAAAUGAAAAUCUUGGUGCAACUGUUCUGGAAUAAUAUAUGCAGUACUUCUGUCAGCUUUUGCUGGACUUUGUUUCUGGGUAAAGAAUGCAGACUAUAAAGUGUGUAGUUGUUGGAGAUGGUGCUGUGGGAAAAACAUGUCUUCUCAUCAGCUAUACCACCAAUGCCUUCCCGGAAGAGUACAUCCCUACUGUGUUUGACAACUACAGUGCCCAAAUGACCGUUGAUGGCCGGACAGUUAGCCUGAAUCUCUGGGACACUGCAGGCCAGGAGGAAUAUGACCGCCUGCGCACGCUCUCGUAUCCUCAAACCAAUGUAUUCGUCAUCUGUUUCUCCAUUGGUAGCCCCUCUUCCUAUGCAAAUGUGAGGCACAAAUGGCAUCCUGAAGUUUCUCACCACUGUCCAAAUGUUCCCAUUCUUUUAGUGGGCACGAAGAGAGACUUGAGAAAUGACCUGGAAACAGUUAAAAAGUUGAAAGAGCAAAGUUUGGCUCCCACUACCCCGCAGCAGGGGACUUCGCUGGCUAAACAAAUUGGAGCAGUCAAAUAUUUGGAGUGCUCAGCGUUGAAUCAGGAAGGUGUUCGGGAGGUGUUUGCUGAAGCUGUGCGUGCAGUUCUGUAUCCUGUGACAAAGAAGAACACAAGAAAAUGUGUCUUAUUGUAGUUACCUUGGGUGAUGGAUGUUCGAAGUUGAAUAUUGACUAGAAUCUUGGAGGGCUCUUUAAUGAAUUAAAUUGAAGAUUUGCAUCUUGCACUAACAGCUCUAAGCAGAAACGGUUUAUGCAACGAAAAUUCUUGCAGUCUUAUUGCUUCAGGGAAACUGAAACAGAACAGUUUUGUUUUUGUUUUGGUUUUUUUUUUACACAACUGAGAGGUCAAAUACCUACUUUAUUUCUAAAGUUCCAGUCUUCAGCUUCUCCACGGAUCACUUGGCUUCUGUCCUUAUUUAGUGGAGGAAAAUAAAAGACGGGAGUUCUUUGAAGCCAGACUUCUUUACUAGAUAGCUAUCAGUUACUAGACUUGCUGAAAAGCACAAAUUCUGAUAACUUUGCUUUAAGCAUAGCUGCUGCUUUUUCCAUCCCUUCUUUACUGAUGGAAUUUGUUUUACGAAUAGAAUUCUGACUGUCCAGUUGUUUUAAUUUGUCAAUUUAAAGCUUGAAAACAAUUUGUUUACAUGCAAAAAUGCCUGAAAUAUUACUGAGAUUCACCUUAUAGUGAACUGUGAUCAUUUUAUAUGAAGAGUUAGCAUAAGGCAUGUUUAAUGCAAUGAGCAAGACCCAGGGAACACCUGCAAUGAUUUUAUUAAUAGAAGCAGGAGCUGAUUUCUCCUAAUGUAAGGAACUUACAGUAAUGAUGAAUCACUCAAAUGGGUGAUUUUCAUACUUUUGAAUUGGAGAGGUGGAAGAGUAGUUUAGAUGCAAAUCUUCCAUAAUCUUCUAAACUGAGUUUUUAUUUCACUCUCCAGUGAGACUUUGCACCUUGAGAAUAAAGUCAACAGUUAUGUUCUUGGACCGACAGAGGUAGUUAGGAUGACACUUCUCAAAAUGAGAUUUUCAGUGUGAUCCCUUUGAAUCCCAGAGACUUGACAGCUGCCCGUUUGUUCUUGAGGAAUUCAUUGCUUCACUUCUUAAUGUUCUGGGGGCCACCACCUGAGAUUUUUACGUCAAAUUCCUUUGUUGUUUUUCUAGAACACUGACAAAAUUUGGAGGUUCUAUUUAGAGGAACCAGGAACCCUUGCUUCUUCCUGGCAACUCACUGAUGGUUUCAGUUAAAUUUGUAAUGGUUAGCCAGUCACUGGAUAGGUUUACUUGGGCAGUUUUCUCCGCUCUACUAGGUGAUCAGUUUUCAUAAACUCUUAACUGAAGUCCUAUUUAUGUACUUUUUAACUUUCUUUAGCAGCUCUAGUGAGUGGCAGCUGGCUUUUAUUUUCAGGAUGUGCACUGUUCUUUAUGUGUGAUUCUGGGACCAGCUGAGGAGUGAGCGCAUGAAACCUUCCUUAGACUUAACCUUACAGCUUGGUGGUAUGAAAGCAGCAUGCUUCAAAGAUACUUUGUGUGAAACUGCUGGUGCUGGACUGGGCUUUGUUGUCUGAAGUUGACAGUGCUGUCUUUGUCCGGAUGCAGCCUCAAUUGGUAAUUCAGAACUUGCUUUCUUGUGAUUCCCACACAUGCAAAACUGCACUGGUGUAUGCCCUGGGCAGAGAAAAGUCUCAUUUUAGCAAGAUAACAGAAAAUACAUAAACAAGGUUAUUAGGGAUCUUUUGUUAAUUUGACGUUGCUUUUAUCUGAUAUGGGCAAAAAUACCAGGUAGACAGAAAGAUUCGUAUUUGUGCCCUAAUUUCCCUCUUUAAAGAGGGUGUGCCUUUCUUCAGCUGGUAUAACUGAUGCUGACACUAACUGCAAUUUUUGUAUAUCUGAGGUAUGCUUGUACUGAUACUGCUUUAGUAAACUGCAACCCAUAGAUUACAAACUGCAGUUAAUCCAAAUACUGGUGUAUGUGGCUAGUGAACCAAUACAAGAGUUCCAAAUGUUGCCUGAUUGCAGGCAACACCAAAACACCCAUUAUGCAUGAUGUUUGCAGAAGCCUAGAGACUCUGCAUAUUUUUCUUCACCAAGUGCCAUUGCCCGGAGUGUCUUUGUGUCUUUUGCACUUGUAGUAGAAGUGCUGUUCCAGAUGUGGCUCCUACGGCAGUGCCCUGCAGGCUAUGAGGGUGUAGGAGUAUUUCAUUGAGGUAACCUCUACUCACCACGUUCUGCCUUUAGUAGUAGGCCUUUAGUGUGGGCUUCACUUGCAGACAGCAAUUAACUCUGUGCCUUGUAAUUCAAGAUUAUUUUCUUUAGGUAAAUUUCAGUAACCGAGUAAAUAGAGUUUGUCAUGUUUAAAAUGUAUUUAUUUAAGCCAGUACAUGUGGGGUUUUUUAAUGCUGGUCAGGCCGAAAUCAACUGCCUAGUUACCCUGGUGCAAGCCCAUAACCUUUGCUUCAUUCAGAGAUGUACUUUUUAAAGUUUGUGAUAUGUUUGAACUGCUCUUAAAUAGACUUUUAAUUUCAACAACAGGCACCUCUUUUUUUUUUUUUUUUCUACAUAUAGUUGCAAUUUUGUACUGAAGCUACUACUGUUUUAAAAAUCUUUUACUUUUUUACAUACUGAAAUCUUUUAGUUCUGCAUCUUUUGUGGUUAUUCUUAACUGGAUUACAAUAAUUUGGUGGAGAAGAAAUCCUGUGAGCAAGUAUUAUUGCACACCCCCCCGAUGUUUCUGCAGGCUCACAGACCAGCCAUCCUGGUGUUAACUGGAAGAGAGUAUGGUGAGAUAAAAGUCAAGUACUUAUCAAUUUAUUUGAAUUGAUUACAUUAUUGAUUACAUUAUGCUAGAACACUUUAUCCCCAUCUAGAUUACUUAAUAAAUGGAUUGCACAACAGUACUGAGGAGAGUAACAUGAUAGUGAUGAAAAUGAGCAGAAAGUGAACUUUGAACACCAUCAAAAACUUUUUACUGACUUUGGAGUACCUCAUUAAUAGUCAUUAGAUGCCUUGUAUUUCUGUUGCUUUCUGCCGGGAGCAAAAGUCCUGCCGGCUGACAGCUGGUUUCCUCCAGCCUCUGCUUUUCAUGAGAAUGAGCUUCAGGAGCGCACAGAUCCAAUGAGCUUUUCCAUUCAGUGGGCAUUCUUAGUUUGUGAUUUUCCUUCCCUUUUUUUACCCCCUACAAUUCUUCGUGCAUUUGAUUGUAAUUAGUCCAGUGCUUCAGUCUACAAUCCGUUCUGUUCCUCCCACAUGUUUUGUGGUGGUGGUGGUUUUUUUUUUGUCGUUUUGUUUUUUUCUUUCCUUCUGUGGGCAGGUAACAAAUACAGACUUCGCACAAUCCCAUGGCUGGAUUUUUGUCUGUUUUCAGGAAAUGAGAAAACCUGGGUUAAGCUGUGCAGGUUUCCCAAACUGUUCAAGAUUCCUCAGUUUGUUACUGAAUAGAAAUGCAGUGUGUAUGUCUUAUUUCACAGAAGAGACUCUAUGAAGAGACCAAUUUUAAUCUUUCAGUUUGUGAAUGAUUUCUGAAAUAGUUCAGUGUUUUUUUUAAAUAUAGCUGAAGCAACCCCCAGGGAGCCGAGCAGUUUAGGAAUUCUGUGUCCAAAGGAUGUUAUGAGGCGUGCUUAGAUGUGUAAGUGCUUUCUCCGGUUUACAGCUGUAGCUAUUUCUAUGAAAUUUAAACUAGAAGAGCCUCACCGCGCUUUGUCUCUGAGUGCUAAACCUUGCUCUGUAGAAACCUCGGUGCUGCUUGGGCUGACUCUGAGAAGUGGAUGGAUCUCACAGGAGUCCUAACCACCCAGGUGGGCUGCGAGAAGCACCCGUCAGCAGUGGGAGCCCAAGACUCUUAAGUGUGGUACUGAUACAUACACUGGCAACUUGAUUUUAUACUAUAAAAGAAUUUGUAUUACAGCUAACAGUUUUAAAGGAUUUUUUUUUUUAAAUUAUGUGGAAUUAAGUUGUAAUAAAACUUUCCUCCUCUCUCUGGCUCUUGUGUUAACUCACCCUACUGUUUGUAACGCACCUGUUCUAAACGUAGUUCUUUCCUGUGGAAAGCCAGACCCCGUUUCUUAAAUGCAAUAAACGAUUUUUCGGUGCA